Molecule: messenger RNA, 1362 nt
Organism: Pedinophyceae sp. YPF-701
Lineage: Eukaryota; Viridiplantae; Chlorophyta; Pedinophyceae
Source: the annotation of a GenBank genome assembly
AUGCACCGACUCGCGGCGCGUCCGUGCCAGCGCUCCGGCCCCGCCAGCAGCGCGCAAUCCGCGCCGUGCGCACCCAACGCCGCCCGCCGCCAGCCAGCAUGCCGCCACGUGGCGGUGCGGGCGGUGAGCCCGGAGGCCGAGCUGCCUAAGCGUGGGGCUCGCGUCUCGGAGAGCUGGAAGACGCGGGAGGACGGCGCCGAGGACGACGAGGACCUCCUCGCAGCCAUCGGGAAGAAGCAGAACUACAACAUCAACGUGGACCACGGGCAGAACAUCGAGCACCUCGACCACCUGUACGCGGGCGGCUUCCUCGGGCAAAAGAGCGACAUCGCCUCCGGAGAACUGCGCACGUGGGACUUCAGGUCUUUCAACAACCUGGUGGGAGACUACUACGUGAGCCCGCGGUUCGCGGAGGCGAUCGCGCUGCACAUCGUGAAGAACUACAUGGCCAGCGACUUCGACUGCCGCGUGCCCCUCAUUUUGGGUAUUUGGGGCGGCAAGGGCCAGGGGAAGACCUUCCAGACCGAGCUCACGUUCAAGAAGAUGGGCGUGGAGCCGAUCAUCAUGUCCGCGGGCGAGCUCGAGGACUCCAUCGCGGGGCGGCCGAGCGCGCUCAUCCGCAACCGGUACCGGCGCGCGGCGGAGGUGUGCAAGAACCAGGGCAAGCUGUCGUGCCUGGUGAUCAACGACAUCGACGCGGGGAUCGGACGGUUCGAGAACACGCAAGUGACCGUCAACAACCAGAUCGUACAGGGGUGUCUGAUGAACCUGUGCGACGACCCGGAGACGGUCUCGGUCGGCGGCACGUGGGAGGCGACGAGCCGCGGGCUGAACCGCAUCCCGAUCAUCGUCACCGGGAACGACCUCAGCACGCUCUUCGCGCCGCUCAUCCGCGACGGCCGCAUGGAGAAGUUCUACUGGAACCCCAACCGCGAGGAGAUCAUUGCCACGAUGCUGCAGAUGUACCGCGACGACCACGUGUCCGAGGAGGACCUCGCCAAGCUCGUCGACGCCUUCCCGGGACAGUCCAUGGACUUCUUCGGCGCCGUGCGGCAGGCGACGUACGACGAGCACGUGUACAAGUGGGUGAACGAGCAGUUGUGGGACGCGCAGGAGGGCCGCGUGGCGCUGGAGCGGCUCGGGGCGCGGCUGUUCCGGGACCGGCCGCUCAAGGUCGACGGGACGCGGGACCCCGUGGACGGGUUCGACGCGCCGCGGCUGACGCUGGAGCAGCUGCUGGAGGAGGGGCAAAAGCUGAUCGAGCAGCAGGACCUGGUGGAGAAGCACAAGCUGUCGGAGGAGUACAUGGCGUACAGCUCGAACCUGCCGGGGUCCGGGAGCUUGAUUGGGUUCGGGGGGUAG